CUCGACAGAUCCCUUGCUCAAAAGAGAGCUGAGCGCCUUCUCGCGCCGGCCGCUUGUGCCUCUUCUCUAACAAAUUCUUUCACAAUCUACAAACAGCUGUCUCUUCAUCCUCAAGCGCGCUCAUCAUCCCUAAUCAGUCUGUGUUUGACUUCUUAAACAGCUUCUUGUGUACGCUUCCAAAAAGCAAAGUACAGUAAAAAGAAUGCCUAGAGGCUACCCUGGCACUGGUUCGGGUGCUCACAGUCCUGUCAUCAAAAAGGAAAAUGGUGCCAAACCAUAUAAACAUAGCGCGCAUGCCCGGGCCAUCACUGCUACUUCGAGCAAACGGCCUCAAGUAUACUGCGUCACAGAGCUAGAAUGGGAUGAACGUAUUCCGAAUUGCACGCAGAGUGAUGUCAAGCUGCUAGGAUGUUUUUCAAGUAUCGAAAAGGCGAAUUCAGUCGUGGCCGAGUGGCAUACGCGAAUUUACGUGAAGAAGAGUGUGGCUGAGUUUGAUCAGUACCAGCUUAUGAAGGAUCAAGGCCUCUGUCAGCUCAAUGUAGCUGUUGGCAGACAAACAUGGCAAGUCGCCGUUGAAGCUGUUGAGCUCGAUGAAGAGUUCACCAUGAGUUUACUGGAGAGCAAUAAUCCUGUACAGCCAAAUGGUACGGCACAAACUACUUUUGACCCGCCAGAGUAUAGCUCGCAAGACCACAAGAAGAAGCCAAGCAGGCCCAAGGCGGAAUCUGUCACGCCGCUGUUGCACUCUCCACACGCAACCUUUUCAUCGGCAAAGCAGGCUUACGAACAUGGAACGCCUUCAAAGGCCACGACAUCUAUACCUACACCAGCGUCUGCGUCACGAGUUGGUCAAACAACGCUGGCAAAGCAAAGCUCUGCAGUGAAGCAUAAUGGCGUCAAGCGCAAAUCAGAAGCAAUGAGAGAUGGCUCCGUGUCGCCUGCCAAACCAGCGUGGAUCGAUACAACCAUGAAACCCAUUCCACCGCUCACGAGCAAAAAGGACACAUCAGCUGCCCCGAGGCCUCUUGGAGCACCAGCAGCACCAGCAGCACCAGUAGCAACAGCAGCAACAGCAGCAACAGCACCAUACAAAUCAGCUCCAUCGACACUUCAAAAGCCACAGUCAGAACCAAAAUUACUGCAGCGACCGCCAACUGGGAGCACGCUUUCGUCACUACCGCCCACACCAGAGCCUGUUAGACCGAUGCAUGCACCGUUUGCGUCAGCCAGUGCUGCGAUACGGGUCUCGCGAGCAUCGGGUUCGUCGGAUGAGAGUGAAGUGGAUAGUGAUCUUGAGAGGCGGCGGAAGAAGAAGAUCAAGCGGGAGCUGCAGAAGCUGGGCGUCAUAGUCGGCCAGACUUGAUGUGUCGAGCGUAUCUAUAGUGCCAUCUUCAUACUAUGUAUUUUACUGUUUGACCUAGC
Molecule: messenger RNA, 1422 nt
Organism: Protomyces lactucae-debilis
Lineage: Eukaryota; Fungi; Ascomycota; Taphrinomycetes; Taphrinales; Protomycetaceae
Exons: 2
Coding region: 203-1363 (386 amino acids)
Source: RefSeq, a predicted model, not a curated record